AUGAUGGAUUUCAACCCAGAUAUUUACAUCAGCUUUCAGGGCGAGCGUAAAAACUUUGCUUCGAAGGUCUUUCUCCACGUUCACGAAGUAACUUCCGAGGAAAUUAAAAAAUCGAACUGUACAAAGAGUUACCAGACACCCGCCCACCAACUAUCCAAAGUACAGUAACUGUGUGGCAAAGAGGGUCAUCGUUGAUUAGGGCGGCAAACCGCUAUCACGGUCCUCAAGACCUUUCCAGACGUUUUUCUGAAAAGUACCUUGUGAAUUCCCGCAGGAAACGCGAUGCCUCACCGCCUUUGCACGCUGCUAAACCUGAUAAAAUGGCACUGUACUCUUGCCUGUUUUUUUCAGGGAGUGGUCCCUUCUAAGAACCACUCUUGCGGGCGGACACUAACCCAACAUACUUAAUGACUAGCCCGGAGUGCUGGGAGGAGCCGCCCUAGGACGCGCUCACACGCCGUCCUAUCGAUCCGCCCACACGGCGUGCGCGUGUUGAUAUUGCACCAGCCACCGACAGGAUUGGAGGGAUGCCCAGCCACUCAGAUGAGUCAGAAGUCCAGUCGACACGCUAACAACUCAAGGCCAUGAUCUGAUUGGACGGUUCGUGAAAAUUUCUGUGUUGGUAGAGGGGCGCUCACCGAUCGUCCUUACGGGAAUCGCUAGUUCCUUUGUGCCUUACAGGCUCCCUCUCGAGCCCAACCAGUAGUCGAACAGCGGCUCAUGAUAUAGGCAGACAUAGGCACUGGCUGAAAGCCCCAAACACGUGUUUUAUCUAUAUUCUACCGCUGCAUGACACAGCUGCGAGGGGCUCGGCUCCUCAGUGGGCUAAUAUCCAUCUCAUCUACUGUGCAAGCACUGUGAAAUAAUUCACUCGCGCGUCGCCAUCCCGCGUCUACCGUGCCGUGGGGCACACAGCGGACAUUGCUGCACGCGACGGUCGAAAUGCCAGCGGCGUCAAGGCGAAUGCCGAUGAGAUCAGGUGUGGUGACUGAUUCAGUGUGAAGCCUGGGUCCAACGCAUCCCACAGGCAUCCGUGGUUUGUUUGGACUAAAUGCGGUAAAUAGGUUCGGUUUGAGGGCCCGAACACACACAAAUACACACGGAACACCUACAAAACAACCGUCGAAUCUGUACACGUCUGGGAUUGAACCAUGAACCUUAGCCCCAUGGCUAACGCCGUGCGCCUAACAGUCUCGAACCUAAUGCAUGUAGCUUCGUUAGGAAUGAUGUAAUAGAGUGUUCAGUGGUCGCUUAACAACAGACGGAUUUCAGAAAGACAGGCUCUUUAGGGUUUGAAGCGGUACAUCAAGAGACAGCUACAGGGCAGACAACAGACCGCCUUGAGCGGAGCCUCUGAGUUGACCUUGAAGUUAACCGCUUGGUUCGGAUGGCUGUGCUUGGCCGAAAACCAGACUGGCACUGGUACGCGACUGCAAGUGCGCGUUAGAGGCGCGGUGUUGCAGUUGACGCCCACCUUCAACGACUGGAAAAUCAUCACGUGCACAGUUCUCAUCAUAUCACACCUGGGUAGUGGAUUUGGUGCGUUGACUGUCGGUGCCGACUCUCAGUGCCGCACCUGUCCCCCUUGACCGCGGCGACAAUUGGCGGCCCCGACGGUUCCACGCCUACACAACCUCUUAGCGGAGGGCUUGGUCCAGCCAGGCACGGAGCAGGUGGCUGUUGACUGAGCGGUCAGCUGACAUGCGGGUUUUUUGCACCUGCUGUGAUGUGUGAUCGUCACCUAGUUUCCCAGUCCCAACGGCGUGAAAGUUGAAGAGGUGAGCAGUCUGCGAGGUCAUGUACACAAUUUUCAAGGUCCUGAGGCUGGCUAGCCGAAAUCCCAGCAUGAAACUUCUCUCCGCAUUAUGGUUCGCUACUACUACUACUACUACUACUACUACUACUACUACUACUACUACUACUACUACUACUACUACUACUACUACUACUACUACUACUACUACUACUACUACUACUACUACUACUACUACUACUACUACUACUACUACUACUACUACUACUACUACUACUCCUGA
Spirometra erinaceieuropaei is the source of this 2036-nucleotide messenger RNA. The record is from the annotation of a GenBank genome assembly. NCBI's taxonomy places the organism in Eukaryota, Metazoa, Platyhelminthes, Cestoda, Diphyllobothriidea, Diphyllobothriidae.